AUGUCUUCUUUUUGGCGACGCCUGCUUUGCUGCGGCUCGCAGCAGGAUGAAGAGGAGGCUGCCGAGCUGGUCAUCGGUCAACCUUUUGACUUCCAGAAGAAGGUCGUCGUGGUUGAGGACGGGGUCCUCAAGGUCAUACCAGGUCCGGUCUGA
Messenger RNA from Aureobasidium namibiae CBS 147.97, 153 nucleotides. RefSeq lists its product as uncharacterized. Lineage: Eukaryota; Fungi; Ascomycota; Dothideomycetes; Dothideales; Saccotheciaceae. The coding region runs from base 1 to 153 and encodes 50 amino acids. The transcript has 2 exons. The record is from RefSeq and is a predicted model, not a curated record.